Messenger RNA from Ectocarpus sp. CCAP 1310/34, 3997 nucleotides. Lineage: Eukaryota; Phaeophyceae; Ectocarpales; Ectocarpaceae. The record is from the annotation of a GenBank genome assembly.
CCAUCGGGGACCGAGGAUUUGUGCCCUUGAAGACAUACGCACAAUAACGACGCACGCCGUGAGGUCGAUGGGCCAAAGCUUGCUGACCGAGUCGGCUAUGGAGGACAAGGGGACUGGCAGCGUCGACAGGAGGAGAAGAGCCAGGACCAGCAGCAGGAGGAGUUGUAGACGGCAUCCCUCUGCUGCUUCGGCUCUGGUGACGGCGCUGCUUGCUGCUGUUCUCGCCGCGAGGGUGUCGGGCUUCUCAACGACCGGCGGCGGAGGCGCCCGCGUGGGCUGCCAGCAGCAGCGAUGGGAAGGGGGGAGAAGAUGCCACGUCUCGACCGCGCGACGCAGCAGCGUGCGGAAGGCGCGGGCCCGGAUGGUGGCGACCGAGGGGUCGAGAGUGUCCAUGUCUCCCGAAAAACCGCCCUCCUCUUCCUCCUCCUCCGUCCCUCAAGCAGCGGCAGCACUGGUGUCUAAAGCCGGGGACGAGCCGGAUGCUGCCGCCGCCGGCACGGCCGAGAGCGCGCGGGCCCAUAGAUUGCGGGUCACCACGUUCUUCUUUUUGUGGUACACUUUCAACGUCGGCUACAACCUCUGCACAAAAUUCACUCUUACGGCGCUACCGUUGCCGUUCACUCUGGCGGCGAUCCAGCUGCUGGUGGGGGUGCCGUACGUGUGGAUGCUUUGGCUGACGGGCAUGAGGAAAGCUCCAGAGUUGUCCAUAUCCAAGGUGAAGGGGACCACUCCGGUGGCAAUGGCGCAUACCAUGGCGCACCUGGCGGCAGUGGUUAGCAUCGGAGCGGGCGCGGUCGGAUUUGUGCAGAUUGUGAAGGGCGCGGAGCCUCUGUUCACGUCAGGGCUAUCGUUCCUGGCGGGGUCGGCGAUGCCGUGGCAGGUGUACACCACCCUCCUGCCCGUGGUCGGGGGCGUGGCCAUGGCCUCGGCGGGGGAGAUCAGCUUCAGCGCGCUGGCCUUCGGGGCGGCGAUGACGUCGAACGCCUCCGCGGCCUCUCGGAGCGUUCUCGGAAAGAUCUUCAUGGCUAAGGAGAAGGAGAACGGGGGAGCGAUGUGCGCGGGAAACUUGUACGCCGUGAUGACCAUGCUGGGGUGCUUGGUCCUGACACCCGCCGCCUUGUGGGUGGAGGGGCCGAGGGUGGCGAGCGUUUGGAACGCGGCGUUGAGCGCAGGGCACAGCCAGCGGAGCCUCGUCAAGAACGUCUUGCUAAGCGGGGUGUUUUUCUAUUUGUACAACGAGGUGUCGUUCUACGCGCUCAACAUCAUCCACCCGGUGACGCACGCGCUCGGCAACACCCUGAAGCGCGUGGUGAUGAUCAUCGUCAGCGUCCUGGUCCUGAACCACAGGUUCACCCCCCUGGGACUGGCGGGCUGCACGACCGCUAUCGGCGGCGUGAUGGCGUACUCGCUCACCAAGGCCAGGCUCGAGCAGGCCGGAGUGGUCGUUCCCGUGGGAAAGGUGGCCGCCGUUAAGGUUCAGCUCGAGAACGAGGCCGGGGUCUCGGUGCCGGUGGGCAAGGCCGCCGAGGUGGCGGUGGCGGUGGUGGCGGCGGCGAAGAACAAGAAGGAGGGGGCGACGGGGGAGGAGGAUGGGGGCACGGCGGCUGAGAAGGGGGGGUAGUGUGAUGUUUGUGUGUGCCGUGAGUUUGGCGGGCGGCGGCGGCAGCGGCGGCGGCGGCGGUGGCGGCGGUGGUGGAAAAUUUCCGUGCAAUAGAGCUGGGGCGAAGAGGAAGAGCGGUGCAUUAGAGCUGGAGCUGCUGUCGGGGGCUUUGGCGACCGAGGUGGGGGCGGAGGAGGAAGAGAAAGGGAGGAGACAGGAAGUGGGAGCUGCGGGGAAAGGGGACACGAUGAAGAAACAGCGAGCGGAGACACGUUUCUCUCGUCGGGUUUGGGCGGGGGGGAUGGGUGGGCGGGUGCUGCACGUGGGACAACGCCAAAACGGACAAGCUGUGUCGCCAGGGAUGGCGACCGCGGUGUGGUCGACACUUUUAUGUUGUUGGGUACAGGGGAGGGAACCUACUUCGGUCCGAGUUCUCUCUCUCUCUCUCUCUCUCGCUCUCUCUGAGUGUGUGUGUGAGAGAGAGAGAGAAAGAGAGUGUUCGUGCAGUGCACGACGAGAGUUUAGGGAAAGCUCUGCUGAGGUGCAAGAUUUUCGUAGGGGGGGGGGAGUGGUGAUUUGUCCUGAGCAGGCGAUGUUGAUUCUGCGGUUGGUGGAUUGAAGGCACGAGUUUGCUGAGACGAGACGGGGAGGAAACAGGCGAGGGAGGGUCAGCCAUGUACAAAUGAUCCGUUACGCAUCAAAAUUGAACGGUAUUGCGUUGUUGCUGCUUCGUUUCAAGAGCACCAAUCAAUCCGUUCUUUCUGAACGCAAGGCUACAGGGCUAUUGAAGAACGAGCAGCGUCGAGGCGGAGGGAGUGCUACAGCUCUGCCGAUGGAGUGCUAUAGCUCUGCCGAUGGAGCCAAAAUGACAGCAAUUGGUGUGGUUUUUUUCUCCCUGAAAAAAAAGCAUGCAGAGUUUAUUCUAGACAUGAAACCACCACCGUAUAGAGAGGGAACGGAAGGGGCUGGAGCGAAGAAACCCGACAAUGGAUAUAUCAGACAGCAGAGUUGUACUGGUUGACAGAUAUUGGUUAAGCAUGGCCCGGUUUGGAUGUUGUAGUGAGAGUGUGUGGUGGUUUGGUUUCUCUUUUUUUUGUCGUUCUUCUUGUUGGGUGAUGGGAGCUUAUUUCAUUUCGAGUAAACGAACAGCAACAAGGGGAAGGAGCCGAAAAGUGUGAGAGCAAGAGACGAGCCCGGAAGGCUUGAGAAUGUUGGCGGGGGUGGCGCGGUCGGCAUGGUCUUCGCAGGACGCGUUUGUAUGCAGGUGUGACUGGCCGCCAUGACCUGCUGUGUUUGUUGUUUUGAUGCUCUUGUGUUGGGUUCUUGGUGUCUCUUGUGGGUCCACGUACAGCUAAGCUCGCGAGAGAAAGGAGCAGAAAAAAUGGCGUCAUAAGGGGGGCCAGGUUUCGGACACACGCACGCGUGGACUUUGCAACCCCUGUCGUUUUCCACUUGCCAUGUACUCUAACGUGCGCGUGAGGGGUUUGUCUUGUCGGCACUCAAGAGCGCCUUCGCCACCCGUUCGUUGCUUCCCUGGUGCACCGUGAGAGCGCCCUCCAUGGUAGUGAGGUGCGGAGACGAACAUCUGGAGCGGAAGCAUGUUUAUGCGUUUCUCCGAUGGAAGGCCGUGUGUGCGAAAAAAGACUUGAAAAUGAGGUAGAGGCGGGAGGUACUAGUUGGACAUGAUAGUGAGACGGCCGUAAAUUCACAUCAGUCGGUAUUUGGUAGGGCUGCUGUCUGGUAGGUUUAUAGACACAGAAACGACGGCGGCGGCGGUUCGACGGGAGGAGCGAUUCAAGCUGAUGUAUAUUAUAUAUUCAUGUAUGUAUUCGGUGAAAGCGUUCUGUGCGGGCAAGAUAAAAGGAAGUCGGUCGCGCCUAUAGCUUUCCUAGAGGGGGAGAGAGGUGAUGCGGCGAUGAUUGAUUCGAUCUCAACGCAUUGUUGUUAUCAACCUCUGCAAUUCGAGGUUUUUGCCUGUUUGGUGUUUCUUCCGUAGAGAGGGCACGUUUGAGAAAUCGCUCGGUGGGCUUGACCAUGUCGGACUACUGCAUGUACUGCUGUUGGCUAGUACUAUCAUCGUGGAAGUGAUGAACGUGAGCGGGGGGGCUACCGUUGGCUUCAUCGGGGCAUUGGUACUGAGUGAAUUACCCGGGAGAGAAGGAACUUUUUUUUCGUUUUGGAUUCAAUAUUCAAUGGCAGAAGGCCUCUCGAAAACAUUCGCGAACAGACUGCUGCUGUUGUUGUAUCGUAGCCAAGACCACCUGCCUGUGUCCCACCCGCGAACGAACCUGGAAGGUUCGCAUGGUAGAUACGGUGUACACAACAUGUGCAUUGUGCAAUUCGUGCAUGCGCUGUAGUUAAGCGUACAGCAGUAGUACCUAGAUAAUGUCGGUUAAC